AUAAGCAACAAGUCAUUCAACACCAAACCCAGUGUAAAUAAGUAAAAAUAAUAAUAAGAAGGAACAGAAAAAAGCAUCGGCAUGUAUGCAGCGAAAAACGUACGCCCGCGCAGCAGUCUCUCCACAGACGAUAACCAUCGGAUCAAGGACACCAACCGGCCCCACAAGGCCCCCAGCAAUACGAUCCUCACCCUCGCAGCCUUCUGCGUCUUCCUGCUCGUGCUGUGCGGCUUCCUGCUGGGCGCCCUUGUCUAUGUGGGCAAGAAUAUAGCCGAUGAGCACCAGAGGCAGCAACAGCAGCAAGCCAACAGCUCCCAGAUGGCCCUGAAUGCCACAAUUCGAACUGUUUACGUGGACCGGGAUCAAUUGCUGUCCACAAAACCCAUUUUAAGCGUUCUUUCAGAUAACCGCGUUCACACCACCCAAGUGCCAGCCAUAGGAAAAAUACGCCAAAUGGCCACCUUAGCUCCCGCCGUAAAAGCUGCAAGCAAAGUGCUCCAGAAUCUGGGAUUCCGGUUACCCAAACAACUGAAGCCCAGCAAGUACCGGUUGCACCUGCGUCCGGAUCUGGACAAGAAGAUCUACUCCGGGAACAUUAGCAUCAGUCUGCAGGUGCUGGAACCAAUAUCCUUUAUACCCGUGCAUACUGACCGACUGAAUGUCAGCACCGUGGAAGUCCAGCACCUAGAUGAUUCGGGUGCUCCUCUAAAAAACAUUACUCCCGUGCUAACAUUUGAACACCCGGAGUUCGAGUACUGGGUUACGGAGUUCGAGCAGCCUUUGGACGUUGGAAACUACUCACUGAGCUUGAAUUUCACGGGGUCACUGACUGAGAGAAUCACGGGAAUGUACCAGAGCGCAUAUCAGGAUAAACUGAAGAACCGCACCAGAUCUAUUGUGAGCACCAAGUUUGAACCCACCUAUGCCCGCAGCGCCUUCCCCUGCUUCGAUGAGCCCGCUCUCAAGGCCCAGUUCACCAUUACGGUAGCCCGUCCCACCGGAGAUGAGUACCAUGUGCUGUCCAACAUGCCCGUGGAUAGCGAAUAUGUCAAUGGCGAUCUUACCGAGGUGACCUUCCAGGAGACAGUGCCCAUGAGCACCUACUUGGCCGCCUUUGUGGUGUCUGACUUUGCUUACAAAACCACUACUGUGGAGGGAACCAGCAUCGAGCUGAGGGUUUAUGCGCCUCCUGCCCAAAUAGAAAAGGCCCAGUACGCCCUGGAGGCUGGAGCUAGUGUGACUGCCUACUACAUUGACUAUUUCAAUAUUUCGUACCCACUGCCCAAACUAGAUUUGGUGGCCAUACCCGACUUUGUUUCCGGCGCCAUGGAGAACUGGGGUCUGGUAACGUUCCGUGAGACAGCUUUGCUUUACGAUGAAGCCAGUAGUUCCAGUGUGAACAAGCAGCGUGUGGCCGUCGUGGUGGCCCAUGAAUUGGCUCAUCAAUGGUUCGGCAACCUAGUGACAAUGAACUGGUGGAGCGACCUCUGGCUAAAUGAGGGCUUCGCCUCCUUUGUGGAAUACAAGGGCGUGACGCAAAUGCAUCCAGAAUGGGACAUGGACAAUCAGUUUGUGAUCGAGGAACUGCAUCCGGUGAUGACAAUCGACUCUACUCUGGCCUCCCAUGCAAUCGUCAAGGCGAUUGAGAGCCCGGCUGAGAUUACCGAGUACUUCGAUACGAUCACCUACUCGAAGGGAGCUGCUUUGGUGCGAAUGCUGGAGAAUCUUGUAACCGAGGAGAAGUUGAAGAAUGCCACCAGCCGCUACCUGAGGCGUCACAUCUAUAGCACUGCCACCACGGAGGAUUACCUCACUGCCAUUGAGGAAGAGGAGGGUCUCGACUUCGAUGUCAAAUUGAUCAUGCAAACCUGGACGGAGCAGAUGGGUCUGCCAGUCGUGGAGGUGGAGAAAACUGGCUUCACGUACAAGCUUACCCAGAAGCGCUUCCUGGCCAACGAGGAUGAUUAUGCUGCCGAAGCGGAGGCCUCUUCCUUCAACUACCGGUGGUCUAUUCCCAUCACCUACCAGAGCAGCUUGAACAGCGAAGUGCAGUCCACAAUUUUCAACUACAACGACAAUGAGGUUACCGUUACACUGCCCGGAGAGGUUAACUGGAUUAAGUUUAACAAAGACCAGGUUGGUUAUUAUAUAGUGAACUACCCCGUCGACACAUGGGCAUCUCUACUGAAUGCCCUGAAAACCACACAAGACUCCUUCAGCACUGCUGAUCGUGCAAACUUGCUGCACGAUGCGAAUGUCCUGGCUGCUGCCGGACAAUUGCCUUAUUCCACAGCCCUGGACCUAAGCACAUAUUUAGAGAAUGAGCAGAACUACGUACCCUGGAGUGUGGGCACCUCUUCGCUGGCCUCUCUGAGGAACCGUCUUUACUACACGGAUCUCUACAGUAACUUUACCACCUAUGCCCGCAAAUUGCUGACGCCCAUUGUUGAGAAGGUCACCUUCACCGUGGGAACCGAUCACCUGGAAAACCGCCUGCGUAUUAAGGUCUUGAGCUCGGCUUGCAGUCUCGGUCACGAAAGUUCACUGCAACAGGCCACUACUCUCUUCAACCAGUGGCUGGCCAGUCCAGAGACCCGGCCAAGCCCAGAUGUCCGCGAUGUCGUCUACUACUACGGCAUGCAGCAGGUCAACACGGAGGCAGUCUGGGACCAGUUGUGGAAGUUGUACUUGGAGGAAACUGAUGCUCAAGAGAAACUGAAGCUGAUGAGCGCACUGUGCGCUACACAGGUGCCUUGGUUGCUGCGACGAUACAUUAAUUGGGCUUGGGACGAAAGCAACGUGCGCCGUCAGGACUACUUUACCCUGCUGGGCUACAUCUCCCAGAAUCCUGUGGGCCAGAGUCUGGUAUGGGAUUACGUACGCGAGAACUGGGAACAACUGGUGGAGCGUUUCGGUAUCAACGAACGCACUCUGGGACGUCUGAUCCCCACGAUUACUGCUCGCUUCUCUACGCAAACGAAGCUGGAGGAGAUGGAACAGUUCUUCGCCAAAUAUCCUGAGGCUGGAGCCGGAACAGCGGCCCGUCAACAAGCUUUGGAAACGGUCAAGGCCAACAUCAAAUGGCUGACACUAAACAAGGAGUCGGUGGGCACUUGGCUGGCCAACUAUGUUGACCAGUCGGCCGUCACUAACCGCAUCCAAUGAGUGGCAAACGCUCAUCCUAGCGCACCCUGUAAAAUAGCAGCAAUGUAAAAACUACCAAUGGUUAUAAACAUAUAGUCUUAGCAACCUAAUGCGCCAACUGCAUUUGAAAUGUGAACGAAGAAUUGUGAAUGCGUACGAUAUUUUUGAAGAAAAUACUAGACAACA
Messenger RNA from Drosophila bipectinata, 3330 nucleotides. RefSeq names its product glutamyl aminopeptidase. The record is from RefSeq and is a predicted model, not a curated record. Lineage: Eukaryota; Metazoa; Arthropoda; Insecta; Diptera; Drosophilidae. Gene Ontology annotation, biological process: peptide catabolic process; proteolysis. Gene Ontology annotation, molecular function: peptide binding; metalloaminopeptidase activity; zinc ion binding. Gene Ontology annotation, cellular component: cytoplasm.